Fusarium mangiferae is the source of this 255-nucleotide messenger RNA. RefSeq lists its product as uncharacterized. The record is from RefSeq and is a predicted model, not a curated record. Lineage: Eukaryota; Fungi; Ascomycota; Sordariomycetes; Hypocreales; Nectriaceae. The coding region runs from base 1 to 255 and encodes 84 amino acids. The transcript is spliced from 3 exons.
AUGCCUCGAAAGCGCCGGCAGCAGCCAGGCACUCCUCCAGACCUGCCAGAGAUACCCCAAGGUGCCUACAAAAAAGCAUAUUACCCCCACCCGGAUACGGUUUAUUACUAUUUAGGUGAGGGUUUUUGGCGCCGGGGUACGAUAAGCAAUGAAACUCAGAGCACUAGUCUUCAUGUUGUUAUUGACGAGGAUCUCGGAUCAUCCUAUUCUGUCAGGGUUGAAUACAUCCGCAAGAGAGCUGACUGGGAUCAAUGA